CUCGGGCAGUCGGGACUAGUCGGGGACACGAACCACUGCAGCUGUUGGGAAGGGAGAGGAAACAGCGGGGAACUAGACAAGACGAGGUGGUUGAGUCCGAAGUCCCCGCAGUGUCCCCGGAUCUUCACUCAGACCAUCUUCCCCCUAUACAAACCGCUUGCGCUCACGUCCUAGAGCCGGAGGACACAGCAGUGCUCAGCGGAACUCGGUACCGCCGUCCGCGAUGAGGGAGAUCGUCCAUAUCCAGGCAGGACAGUGCGGGAAUCAAAUUGGCACCAAGUUUUGGGAAGUGAUCAGCGAUGAGCACGGGAUUGACCCAGCCGGAGGCUACGUGGGUGACUCGGCGCUGCAGCUGGAGAGAAUCAACGUCUACUACAAUGAGUCAUCCACCCAGAAGUAUGUUCCCAGGGCCAUCCUAGUGGACUUGGAACCAGGAACCAUGGACAGUGUGAGAUCUGGGCCUUUUGGUCAACUCUUUCGGCCUGACAAUUUCAUCUUUGGACAAACCGGUGCAGGAAACAAUUGGGCAAAGGGACAUUACACUGAAGGAGCAGAGCUAGUAGAUUCAGUGCUUGAUGUAGUGAGGAAAGAAUGUGAACACUGUGACUGUCUGCAAGGAUUUCAGCUCACUCACUCCCUGGGAGGAGGAACAGGGUCUGGUAUGGGAACACUGCUCAUCAGCAAAAUCCGAGAGGAGUAUCCAGACAGAAUCAUGAAUACCUUUAGCGUCAUGCCUUCUCCCAAAGUGUCUGAUACUGUGGUGGAGCCUUAUAACGCAACCCUGUCGGUCCACCAGCUGGUUGAAAACACAGAUGAAACUUACUGCAUUGACAAUGAGGCCUUGUACGAUAUCUGCUUCCGUACCUUGAAGCUUACCACCCCAACCUAUGGAGACCUUAACCACCUGGUGUCUGCAACCAUGAGUGGGGUAACCACCUCACUGCGCUUCCCGGGGCAGCUCAAUGCUGAUCUCCGCAAACUGGCCGUCAACAUGGUCCCUUUUCCUCGCCUUCAUUUCUUCAUGCCAGGCUUUGCUCCUUUAACAGCCAGAGGUAGUCAGCAGUACCGAGCCCUGACGGUCCCAGAACUCACUCAGCAAAUGUUUGAUGCUAAGAACAUGAUGGCUGCUUGUGACCCAAGACAUGGACGGUAUCUCACUGUGGCCACUGUCUUCCGAGGCCCAAUGUCUAUGAAGGAAGUGGAUGAGCAGAUGCUGGCCAUCCAGAACAAGAAUAGCAGCUAUUUUGUAGAGUGGAUCCCUAAUAAUGUCAAGGUAGCUGUAUGUGACAUCCCUCCUCGUGGCCUUAAAAUGGCCUCCACAUUUAUUGGCAAUAGCACUGCAAUUCAGGAGCUCUUCAAACGCAUCUCUGAGCAGUUCUCUGCCAUGUUCCGCCGGAAGGCUUUCCUUCAUUGGUUUACAGGAGAGGGAAUGGAUGAAAUGGAGUUUACAGAAGCGGAAAGUAAUAUGAAUGAUCUAGUCUCAGAAUACCAGCAGUAUCAAGAAGCUACAGCCAAUGAUGGAGAGGAAACUUUUGAAGAUGAUGAGGAAGAGAUCAAUGAAUAAAAAAAAUUUUCCCUAUCACAUGAAAACAUGAAUGAAAGCUUAAUAAAAUUCCUUUAAAUGUA
Messenger RNA from Vombatus ursinus (common wombat), 1626 nucleotides. RefSeq names its product tubulin beta-5 chain. Lineage: Eukaryota; Metazoa; Chordata; Mammalia; Diprotodontia; Vombatidae. The coding region runs from base 224 to 1564 and encodes 446 amino acids. Gene Ontology annotation, molecular function: GTP binding; GTPase activity; structural constituent of cytoskeleton. The record is from RefSeq and is a predicted model, not a curated record. Gene Ontology annotation, biological process: microtubule cytoskeleton organization; mitotic cell cycle. Gene Ontology annotation, cellular component: cytoplasm; microtubule. The transcript is spliced from 4 exons.